AAACAAGCGCCGACAUGCAGAACGGCCGCCUUUUGGGAGCAAGCCACAAUGCCAAGAUGAACGUCUAACAACUCAAUUGUCAAGAUUGCGAAACGCGCGAGCCGUUGGUUGGAGUCCACGAGUUAUCUCAUUAAGAGCUGGAGUGCCCUGAAAAUGAUCUGGAUACAUGCCAGAUUUCAUGAUUGCUUUCUUGCUGUCUCCCUACUCGUACAUCAUCAUCAUCCUCAUCCUCAUCCUCACCCCACCUCCAACAUUCCAAGUCCAUCUCGACGUGCUCCUAUUUCAGCGCUUUUCGCGGAAAGGGUUUUACCCCUCUCAACGAAUGGGCCAGUGGCUCUGCCCAAUCCUGCUUUCCAGCUUGAGCAGAUCGCCACAAAAAGGUUGUCUCAAUGGCUUCUUCAUUACAGGGCAUAGUGUCCGUUCCUGGCGUAUGAGGUUGUCCUCCGGGGUGCCAGAGCUCUGGGUCCUGCUCAUGCACGAUCUGUGCAACUCGGUACUGCGUUGAGCUGCGGUGGCUCUAUUUCUUCUGAAACAAAAAAUGUUCAAUGGCAAAAGACCUCCCA
Aaosphaeria arxii CBS 175.79 is the source of this 563-nucleotide messenger RNA. RefSeq lists its product as uncharacterized. The transcript has a single exon. Bases 167 to 505 code for a protein of 112 amino acids. NCBI's taxonomy places the organism in Eukaryota, Fungi, Ascomycota, Dothideomycetes, Pleosporales. The record is from RefSeq and is a predicted model, not a curated record.